AUGGACCCCGACGGCAUGUCCAGCCCGCAUCCCUUUGACGACUUUGACCAUGUCCGGCCCUUGCGUCCCAGCCAGGAACUCGACUCGCUCUCGCCCAUCCUCGACCCCGCCGACCCCAACGCCAUAGUCACCGACCCCUUCUCCUCGCGGUCCCAUUUCCAGCCCGAGUCCCAGUCGUCGCACGCCGUCGCCGUCGCUUCCUCCACGGGCUACUUGCCCUCGUCCGACUCAUUCAACACUAUCAGCACCAUCCUCACCACCCACUCCACCGCCAGCUCAGCCCAUACCACCCACACAACAACAAACCUCAACAGCAGCACUGUCUCCAUCCCCACCAGCAGCAGCAGUUCCACUAUCACCACGACCAGCCACUCCAAUGGCUAUGCCAACUACAAUAAUAUCGCCAGUAGCAACAGCAACAACAAUUACAAUUAUAGCAACAGCAAUAAUGGCAACAACAACAACAACAACAACAACAACGGACACACCAAUCCUAAUAUUUCGCACCUCAAUACCCACUCACAUUCAACUCCAACCUACCCUAAUCAUAAUAACACUUAUUCAACCUACUCUCCUCUUGGUCCACCCUUGGCACCAACUCACGCCUCUUCCUCCUCGUCCACAUCAAGCCUUGCAACAACCGCGGCAGCUCGCUUCAGUCAGGCCUUUUCGCCCCUGCUCUCGUCCAGGCGCAAAUCGACUGCUGUCGACCUGCCCUCGACUCCGGACAGUUACAAGACCUUCCCUUACUCUAUCUCUGGGUCUUCUUAUGUCAGCCCAGGAUCACUGCACGCGACAAACGAGGGACUGUACUCUGCCAGUCAGGAACGCCUGUCCUCGGUAGGGCCUUCGGGAGGGUCUGGCCACCACACAUCGACGUUUGAGAGUAAUUUCAGCAAAAUCGCCUCCUUCAGCUCACCACGGUCUUCAGGUCGGACGAGAAAGACGCUUCCUGCGCAUAUCAGCCAUGUCCCUGAAGAGUCUGGCUAUGGAUCGUUCGACACACCGCCGCACACUGCCACUGCCUUCCACACUGGACUUGCCUCGCACUUUGGGACAGGGUCGACAGGCAGUCAAUUGCGGGACGCCCACGAGGGAGGCCACCACAAGGAGCUCACUGGGAAGGGCAGCAUCGUUGGUGGAUCGUCCUCGAUCGAGAAGGCGCUCAAGAAGGCUAAAGUGUUUAUGGAUGAGAAAGCAAAGGCCAAAGCGCGUGCGGCAUCGCUCUGGGCAUUUUUAGAUGUUACGUUCGAGUUUGAUCAGGCAAAGUUCUUUCAGGAACAUGCCGAUCAGGUCUUUGCUGUCACCCACGACUCGUUCUGGCACCAGAUCGAGAAGUUUAAGCAGAAGCCUGACCGCAACAAUGCCCUCCAGAGCAAGGAAGUCCUCGCCAUCCAAAAAACAUUGCUCCUGCUCCGCCUGAUCUUCCUCUACCUGCCCGACAGGAUGAAGAAUGGUUGGCACAGACGCGCCAUCGCAAAUAUGCUUGCACAGGUGCUGGGUCACAAGAACCACCCCAGGAUUCGCAUAUUUGGAUUCCGCCUCCUGCUUCUCUGGGUCAAUGACCAGACUGUCGAAUACCCAGAGGCAAUGUACCUGUUCUCAAACGCCAUCUCCCUCGACCUGUUCAUGUAUGACGGCGAAGACCUAUCUAUCGAUCACGCGAGCUCGUCACAGACAAGGCUACCGCCAAUGAGUAACGGAAGCACCGGACGCAGAAGCGCCAAACAUGUCUCUCAAUACCUGGAUAUGGUCCAUGUGAACCUGAACCAAGAGCUCAUGCUUUCGGAUGGACCUCCUAUUUGCCCCAACCCUGCACCCCCUACUUUUCAGGAUAGUAUCCGGCUGUUCCAAAUCUUUUUGGCGAAUAUUGUCCGCAUGGCUUACGUUGCCGCCGGUUCGACCCCGCCAGCAGGAGAACUUGAGUCGAUCAACUCGCACCACCCCAUCCAGGCCGACGGCGAAAUUGGCGACGGGAUUGCAGUGGGGUUUGGAAUUGAUGCGGGAAUGGCGGCAGCGAGGUUCAUGUUCGAUAUCAUCAAGAAAUACUACCUCGUCAAGGUUUUCCCAGAGUGCGCCCGUAGCCUCCAACUGCUUCGCGACGAACCCAAAGAUUUCGGAUACAAGACUUGUCCACCCACAAUUCUGAGGACUAUUAUCGGUUUUGUGAUCCAGUACUGUCUGGACAGCAACGAGAUCAACUCGCCCCAGACCCAUACUUCACCCGCAACACCCAUCCUCAAGUCCAUCGUCUACUCGUCAGAGGUCAAUCGGGAGAUAAUGCACGAAAUUGUUCGCCAAGGACUCUCUCUGCCACCGAGUCACCCACAGUACAAGGACAUUGUCCGUGGCGCGGUCCAUAUUGUCGGAGUGUGGUGUCUCAGCAAUGAGGAGGAGCGCCCAGUGUUCCUCCGAAGCUCAUCCAACAGAACACAUGGACCCUCGACAUCCUCCUUGGCUUCUCUCGGCGACCAACCAGGACCUCAGCCUGGAUCUCAGUCAGAGCCUUACUCAAACGCCAACUCCUUCUUGCAACGCUACUUCCAGCUCCUGACCAAUGUCUUUGCCGAAACCGCUUUUACUUUCUACGACCACGGCUCCAACUCAUCCUCGGAGGCUUUGGGAUCGAUUGGAAAUCAGACCAAGUUGGACAUGGAGGCGCUUUAUCAUCAGUACAAGGACAUCCUUGGCCUCUUCAGGGCGAUCAUGGCGCGCGGUCAGAUUGAGAUGGAUACCAGGAGUUGGGAAGUUCUAUUAAGCAGCCUUUUGCAGAUUCUCCGUCGCGUCAUGAAUCUCCAGGACCGACUCACUUCACCUAUGCCUGCUUCUUUUGCCGACGAACUGGCUUCCAACGUUGUUGAGACGGUUCUUUGCGCCUAUUCGAGAUGCCCGAGCGUGUCCGACUCCCAAUGGAUUGCGUUGAGAAAGACAAUGGUCGAUUGUCUGCGAUGGCCACAAGUGAUUGCCCAAUGGAUCCGUUGGUCAACUCGUUUGACUCAUGUUCUCGGUCAUGAAGUCUUUCAAGUCGACUUGGAUGCACCUGUAUCACGGCCCUCUCAGCCAUCAACCUCACGGCAUGGACGAAAGAUGUCUGAAAAAUUUCGGCAUUCUCGCUACCUCACCUCCAAAGCAGAGUCUCCAAUGCGCCACUCGAUUGGUGGAGAGCUGCUGUCGACCCAAGGAAUUAAUUAUCCUCAUCAGACAUACCCAUUGGCAGGAGAGCGGUCCCGACGCGCCAAUAGCGUGCAUUAUGAUCCGGCGAAGCAGACCGGCUCAAACUCGAACUUGGCCGGAACGAAUGUGUAUAACCCUUCGUUGCUGGGACACAUAGGCUUCCUUCCGGGUCGGGACCCGGCGCGAGAACACCAUUCCAACUUGAGGAUCGAUGUUGGAGAACUUGACGAUGAUGAGCCUUCUGACUACAUCGGAUCACAUAUUUCGGCACUUGCUGAGGCCACAGAGGGCAACGACGAGAAGUUGUCUCGUGCAUCAUCGCUCUCGUUCCAUGGACCGGACAGUCUGCACUUGGACCCCAUCGUGGAGCGACUUUCAUCGCAGUAUGGCAUUUUUGCGUCGCCAGAAUUUGUCAACAUUUCAAUGAAGGGUCGGUCAGCUGAAAACAUCCUUUCGGUUUGGAAGAACAUUGUCUGCUCCAUUGGUAACCCCAAUUCUAUUCAGAUUCCGCUGGUGAAGACAGAGGUGAUGCUGUGUCUGAUCGACAUUUGGGACUUGUUGAACCAAAUCAGGAACAGUCAGCCUUUGAACGCCACCACCAUUCCACCACUCUACGAUUUCGCGCCUUGGUUCUUUGAAGCCGCCAAAAGCUCAAGCGAUGGCGGAUUAGGGCUGCCAGCUAUCUAUGGCGGCCUUUGUCGCAUGAUGAGUCGUCGAUUCGACCAAGACUUUGAUCCAGAAUACUAUCGACUUUUCUACGAAAGCGUCAUCCAGGGAUUAUUGAUUGAAGACUCCAUGAUUGGACAUUCCAUUCUCGCCAACAGCAGCCGGUUGUUCACACUAUCUCUGCCUGGCAGCCAUACCCUUGUCCUACCGUUUUUGAACGCGAUUCGACAGAUGUUGCUCAAGGAUGGACAUUUGCGGGACGGCGUCAACCACUUUAUACGCAAGCAAGCGAUCGCCAUCCUGUGCUCCGUCAGUAUGCUCUUCUACGACUUUGAACACCGCCCAAACAGUCCAGCAGCAUCAGGCAUCUCUCACCAAAACCCACUCUCGGGAAGCGAUCUCUUGUCGUACAAACUCACCUUCACGCGACUGGUCCUCGACUUGACCUCGGCCGAGGCCUAUGUUAAGCCAUUGGGAAAGUUUUGGGAUACACACAGCAUGCUGAUCCAGCUCUCCGGCAUGUUAGUCGUCAACGAGUGGUGCUCUAGUCUGGCCACCUGUGACAUUGGAGCAGAGAGCGAACUGCUCUUGUUGGUUCUGGAUCAUCUCUACUGGACUGAAGCAAGCAUCGUUCAAAGUGCCAUAGAGGCGAUUACCACUCUUGCGGGGAUGUAUCAGGACCACGAGGACAAUGGAUGGAUUGUUCUUGAAAUGGUUCUGUCACACCUGCUGAGCGCCCUGCAGGAACAUUUGAAGCUGUUCCAGGGCGAUGCGCGGAGAGGGACUAUGAUUGCGUCAUUCUAUCGCUGUGUUGUGGAAUGGCUGAUGGUGAUCCCAGCCAGCAUCUUUUCGGAGACUGAGCUUUCGAAAUGGGUCUUUGAACUUAUUGAGGUCGGAUUACUGUUGGCACCAGAUGCAACUGGAGAGAAUGAGAGGAAGCGAGCACUUCAGGCAGCAAAACAACAACAACAGCAGCAGCAUCAAGCCCAACAACAAAAAUAUCAACAGUUCCGUACUAGCAGGAAGCGAGGACCCAGUUUCAGACACACCGGCAAAUCGAUUCACCAGCAUCAUCGCAUCAUGAUCAGCACAGGCCCUGUUGUCGACAUCGAGAUUGAGCAGCAGACGAUCAAAGAGGCUGCCGAGGCGACGCUUAUACAUCUGGUCCACUUCUUCAACAACGCGCCAGCAUGCAGAGGGUCGGACCGAGCACUUGUCACGUUGGGCAUGGAUCCUUCCAACGAUGGCGUCAGUGGCAGCAUGAAUGGUAGCUCGCCCAAAGUCACCGGAGCAGACGACCACCAACGGAUCUUUGCGCUGAACGAAUCGAUCUUGAUUACCGUCGAGGAGGUUCCGUGUGCACGACAGGGGACGUACAGGACACGAGUUGUGCUUCGGGAUGAAACUGGUCGAUAUGCCUGGGAUUCAGAGAUCUUUUACCGCGAGUUUCUGGAGAUGGAAGACACCCGACCUCGCUCGGUCCAGAGAACAGGCUCAAGAGUGAGCGAGCGGUUCGGAUCGACUUCAAGCCGCCGACGCAAGGCAGAGAUGGCGAAUCAGCUGGUUUGGCGCGAGGGUAUCCAGAUUCGAGAUGAUGAAAGCUUUGACGAGCCCCGUGUCGCCACUCCGCCAGCAGUACCUACGCCGGCAGGGACCACCGUUCCGGCCUCGCCCGUUCCAGGAAUUGAAGCGUUAAUCUGGGACAGCUUUGCUCCGAAAACAGAAGGCGAUCGACUGGACCAACUACUGCGCUAUGUAGGACAGCAACAUUCGGAUUGUCUUUUCGACGGCAAGACCCCUCUGAACCAACUCAACAAUGGGAUGGCGUUGUCAACUGAGCCCAGAACGCCUGCUCAAGUCGGCGGUCAUGGACUAGGACACAACGGACUCAACAGGCGCACGACGAUCGAUUUUGAGCUGGAUCGACAUGUUCAGGAGGAGAGCUAUUAUACCCGGAUCUCUGAUCCUCAAUCCCGUGCCUGGUACGACAAACUGGUGGAGCUUCGAUCGAGUUUGAUUCAGGAGGACGACGCUGUGGAAGAGUACCAUGGAUCCAACACUCUUAUGUCAUUAGUCGUCAACUCCAACUGGAACGGUUCGGAGGACGCAGAUGGACCCACGCCAAAGAUCUUUGAGAGGGACGCCAGUCACGCCGCGCUGUAUGAGCAGGCGAAGCAAAACUCCAACAGAAGAAUCAAACAUGACAACCUGGACGAGAUUCAUGCAGAGGCGAUGCGACGUGAGGAUCGGGGAGUACUGGAGGCAGAUGGAUCAACUCUGCCUGGGUCGCUGAAAGACGGUUUCCCUUCUCAACAACAGCGAGAAGCAGCAGGGACAGAGGCGACCAGGCGUAGGGAGGAUGCAUUCAGCAUGGCCAAGGCGUUCCAAUUGGCGUUGCCCCCAGAAGCCGAGCGACCCUUGGAUAGCUACCAACAUAGCCGCCUGCUUUUGAGCCACUUGGGACUGCUGUGCUUUGACCGAUUCCAAGAACACAACUUUGUCCUCUUGAAUCCCUCUGCCUCGCUUGAGAGGGACCUGAAAAGUCUGGACAAGAAGUCCGGACGCGAGACAUUCAAAAUUGCGGUGCUUUAUGUGGCCGCAGGACAGGAGGGCGAGCAAGCGAUCUUGCACAACUCCAAGGGCAGUGCAGCCUACAAUCGCUUUGUCCAGGAUCUCGGAUGGGAGGUGGAGUUGGCUGAGCAUUCAGGAUAUAUGGGCGGACUUGAGCGCAAUGGGUCCAAUGGUCGCACGGCCAUGUACUACAGCUCUUCGACACUCGAAGUUCUCUUCCACGAAGUCGUCAGGAUGCCAACUGACCCCGAUGACGCCCGCCAAGUCAAGAAGAAACGCCAUGUUGGAAACGACCAUGUGCACAUUGUGUGGUCUGAGCACUCACGGGCGUACGACCGCAACACUAUCGGGGGCGAUUUCGGAAACGUCAUUAUUGUACUGUCACCUGUCCGGGAGCUCUCAGUGGACGAGGAGGGCAUCACCCAGAGCCCAUCUUCUCGCUCGGGUGCAAACCUGGUCUCGGUCGAGGUGAUUCGAGACAUGAACCUGCCAGUCUUUGGACCUCUGGUCGAUAGUAUGGUUGUCCCCAUGUCGCAGUUGGGACGAUUGGUUCGUCAGACUGCAAUCCAUGCCGCCAGACUGGCGACUGCCCCUCCUCCCUUGCCCCCUACACCUCCUUCUGCAGGGUUCUCGACUUCGAAUGCGAGCGGGAACAGUAUUAAUAUAGGCAAUGGAGGAAUUGGAGGAGGAGGCCUGACUGGAGCUGGAGGGUUGCACCAUCGAUCGAGUAUCUAUCAUACGCAAGGAAGUGGGUCGAAUUCUGGGGGCAUCAGCUCGGCCAUGCAAGGACACCAGUACCAUCAGUCGAACUUGGGGGUUCCGCCUGGAAGUAGCGCUGGAGGAUCGAGCCCCUUGGGCGGUGGUGGCGGCAGUGGGUCAAGUCUCACGGGUGGUACAGGACUUGGAGCAGGUAUUGGCAGCACGGGUGGGAUUAUGGCGACCUUGGCGGCAACCGCCACGGCCACAUCGGCAGCCCUUCUGGGACCCAAUGUUGGCAACGGACCGAAUGGAGCCUCAGCAUCGUCGCUGGUCAGCAACUCUGGAAGCACGCAUGGUAGUAAUGGCAGUCAGUCGGGAAGUGGAGGAGGAUCCGGUCCUGGCGCGAAUGGGGCCUAUGCCAACGGUGGCAAUGGAGCUGGUGCCACUGCGGCUUCGAUGGUGGCCGCGGGUCAUGGUAUUGGAGCGGGGGCUAGCCUGACGAGCAACUCGUCUCUGCAACUCCAGGCUGCUAUGCAACAACAGCAGCAGCAACAGCAGCAACAACAGCAGCAGCCACAACAGCAGAUGCAGUCAGGACAAGUGGUCUCCCAAUCGUUGCCGGUCCCUGCCUUGACGGCAACAUCGUCUUCGAAUGCGGUAUCCUCAACAGCAGUAUCGUCCUUCUCGGCAGCGUUGCUUCACCAUGGAGCGCACAGUGUCCACCCGUUCAAACAGAGAGCGUUGUCGAUUGAACAGAUUGCGAGACGCCACAAGGUUGAGAAGUGGACAUUCCAGCAGUUUAUGGAGCAGGUCUUUGGGUACUCGACUCACCUCCAUCCUCACCCUUCUCGCAAGCGUUAA
Messenger RNA from Linnemannia hyalina, 7971 nucleotides. The record is from the annotation of a GenBank genome assembly. NCBI's taxonomy places the organism in Eukaryota, Fungi, Mortierellomycota, Mortierellomycetes, Mortierellales, Mortierellaceae.